CCCACGCUCAUUUUACACUGCCUCGCCCUCCCUACUCUUACCUCGAUAGUCACGGCAAGCGGUAGAUUGCCCACCCGCUCGCGUCAUUCGCGGUAGUGCCUGUGCGGGCGGCCCUUGUUUCCUCCGUCGCUUAUGCGCGGACGUAGUUGUUAUGGAGGGUGGUACUUUAGAGGUGAAGGAGGCAGGCGCGUUGGCUGCGGAGGCCGCGCCGCGCGCAGAGGAGAUUAAGGACGUUAAGGACCGGCGGUGGGAUCGUAGCGCGAUUCGCGGCAUGUGGGAGUUCGCUUCGAUACUGGACUUUCUCAGAAUUUUCCGGGAGCCGCUACAGCUGACCAUCGACGCUACAGCCGAAGACGUCGAAACGGCCCUCCUAACCCCGGAGCCGUCUCCGCUUCUUAAAGACAUCCACAUUACCCUCCUUAAGGGCAUACAGCCGCUCAACCGCCCCCCAGCAGACCACCGCACGUGGGCGACCCUUGUGUGCCGGCGUGUGCACAACACUUGGCCGCAGGUCGCCCCAGGGAUUUGCCCUCUCUAUUCCUGUCAGGGGGCUGAGGCGGAGCUCUAUGCGUCUCUCCCUCCGCCUGACCGCGUGCGCAUCUUGAAAGCGCUCUGCGAGAUGCGCCUGGAUCAAGAGGACACGCGUGUGCUGAUAGACGCGGCAAUGAAGAGGAACGUUGAGGAGGUUCGCAUGGAGCCGUUUGGAACAGACGCCAGCAGCCAUGUGUUCUGGUUCUGCAAUGAUGCAGUAUUGGGCCAUCGUCUCUUUAAAGAGGGUCCUCCCGUUUGUAUCACACAAGAGGAGGCUGACGCUGCCGCUGCCGCUGCUGCUGCCGCUGCUGGUGCUGCUGCUGAAGCUGCAGCAGCUGCUGCUGCUGCUGCCGUUGCUUCUGGUGGUGUUGGUGACGCAUCCGCUGCUGAUGCUGCUGCUGCUGUGGCCGAAACUGCUAGUGCUACCGAUGCUGCUGAUGCUAAUGCUUCUCCUGCAGUAGUGGUUGCAAUGGCGGUUGUGGGAGAGGUAGCAGAGGCAGAGAUAGAGAGAGGGACAGGGACAGAGGCAGAGGCAGAGACGGCGGCAGAGGCAGCAGUUGCAAAAUAUGCUGCCAAGCCUGCUGUUGCUGUGACUGCUGCUGCUAUUGAAGCUGAAGCUUCUCACGCGGCUGAUACCAGAGCUUCUGCUGCUGCUGCUGCUGAACGUGCUGAAGCUGCUGUCAAAGCUGCCGAGACAGCUGCUGUUGCAACUGAAGCACCUGAAGCAACCGGGGCUGUUGCACCAGUAGCAGCAUCCCAACCAGGUGACCCCAGAUCUGCACCUGCCGCCAACUCUGCCGCUGCAGCUGCUGCUGUUGUUGAUACACCAGCAAAAGCCUCCACACCUGAUCCUUUGGCCGGCUUCUCCACCAAUGGCAGCAUUCCACCUGGCAAAGUCGGGGACUCUGAGCCGUCCAUUGGGCCAAAACCAGCGUCUGAGCCCUUAGCACCUGAUGCAACACCUGAGCCUGUAGCACCUGAAACAGCACCUGAGCCUGUAGCACCUGAAACAGCACCUGAGCCUGUAGCACCUGAUAUGGCACCUGCUACGGCACCUGAUACAGUGCCUGAUAUGGCACCUUCUACGGCACCUGAGUCUAACCGGGAGGCUUCAGCUGCUGUAGAGCAGGAGAAUGGGGUUAAAAAGGCGGAGCGAGGGAUGGCAGAAAAUGAGAAGGGGGGUGAAGGAGAGAACCUUGAGUCGGCUCAAAGAUCUCCUGCGGCUGAGUCUAAAGGGGGGGGUUCAGCUGGUGCACAUGAUGAGGCGAAGGGGGUUCAAAAGGAGGAGAGGCGGAUGGUAGAAAGUGCGAAGGGGGGUGAAGGAGUAGGGAAUGGAGUUGAAGAGAAGAGAGGGGAGGAGAGAGGGGAGGAGAGAGGGGAGGAGAGAGGGGAGGAGAGAGGGGAGGAGAACGGGAUUGAAACUACAAGGCUGGCUCGAACCCAAAGUGAUGCGGAUACCGGGAUCGCUGUUGUGAUUGGGGCAAAGGCGUGCCAGGACCAAGCGGACAGUGUUACAACGGACAGUGUUACAGGGAUCAGUGUGGUAACCAGAUUGGACACGUUUCAGGCAGGGAAGGGCACAAAGAGCCUGGAUGGUAGGAUAUCCCCGAUUGGGGUUGAUUCGAGUCGAAACUCACUAGGUGAAAAAGAAGGAGAAGGGGAAGGCGAAGGAGUGGGAAGAAUUGGCGGGAAAGAGAGAGAAUACCGGAGUGGAAUUGACGCAAUUGUUCGAGGCGGGAAGGUGAUGGUUGGGGUGGGGGGAGUGAAGAAUGAAGGCAGGACACGUAGCGGGAAGAGUUUGGCCCAAGCUAGGGUUGCGGGACGGAGAAAUGGAGGAGAGGUGAAGGGUAGAGGAGGAGAGAUGAAAAUGACUGGAGGAGCGAAGAAGGAAGAGGUGGGGUUGUUGGACGAGGCUAAAGCAGAAGGGGAAGACGGGAAAGACGGAACAGAAGCAGGGGAGAGAAAGGAAGGGGAAGAGGGAAGGGAGGAGGGGAGACGGAAAAGAGUGGAGGAGGCUGAGGAGAGGGAGGUAAAGGCUGGUGAUGGGAUGGUUGCAGGCAGUGCUGAUGAAACAACCAAAUGUGAACCUGUGGUGACUGGCACUACUACAGUGACAGCAGCAGCAGCAGCUGGGUCUAGUGAGGCAGAUGCUACUGUGAUAGACUUAACUGAUGCAGACACAAGCACCCCCACCCCUGCCAAGGCAAAGGGGACUCAUGAACACCCUGGGAAAGGGGACUCAAGUCCCCCCACCCCCGCUCAGCCCGCUCCCACCCGCCAUGGCAUGAGCAUGAGAACGAGAUCGGGCGGUCUGCGCCCCCCUCCUCCCGCCGCCAAGCCCACUCCCAAGGCGGCCAGCAAGAAGGGCAAGGGGGCCAAGGCCAAGGGUGGUGCAUCGGCUACCGCUGCUGCUGCUGCUGCUGCUGCUGCUGCAGAAAAGAAGCGGAAGGCUAAGCCGGUGUAUCUGCCGCCGUCGUGUGGGGACUUUGUCACGGCUGCUGUUUCACUGGUGGAUUUCACAGCGCUCGUGGAAGAUCUGAGCGCCAGUGUGCAUAACGCGGAUCAGCUUAUAGCGGAUCGCCUGGCAGAGGAGGCUGUUCCUAAAGUGGAGCUGGAGGAGAAGCGGAGGGAGCGGCAUGCCAAGCGGCAGCAGCGGCAAGCAGCGCAACUGGCAGCGCAGCUGGCAGCAACCAUGGCAGCAGCAGGGCAGUAUGCAGGGGGGUACGGCGAGGGGCUGGCUCUGGGCCGGUCACGACGGGAACGAAAGCCCGUCACUUACACAUUCGACGACUUUGACCGCUCUAUCAACGACGCCAUCACGCUUCCUGCCAAAUCCCGUGAGCUUCCGCCCGAACACGCUCCCACUCGGGAGGGACUUCGCCAGCUGGCGGGGCGGCGCGUUUUGUCUGGUAGUGGUGACGCUGCUGCAAGUGAAGCAGGAGGAGGAGAGGGAGGGGGAACGACGGGGGGCGAAGGAGAUGGGGACGGUUUGGGGGCAAGGAGGAAGAGGGGGAAAGUUGGAGAAGACGAGGAUUAUGAGCCGAAUGGGAGUGGUGAUAGUGGGGGUGCUGGUAGUGAGAGUGAUGAUAACGAGAGGCGGUACAGAGAGGGGGAGGAUGGUGGAUUGGGGGAGGACGAAGGGGAGAGAAGAGACAGGAGAGGAGUUGAGGAAGCAGAGGGGAAGGAAGAUCCCAGGGAGCAGAGGCUGAUUAAAAGGCAAGUGGGCAGGAGCGAGAGAGAGGAGAUGGUGAAUGGUGCUUUGGAAGGGAAUUUCAAGGGUAGGAAGCGACGGAAGGGAGGUUAUAAGGAUGAAUACAGCGAGGGGGAGGAGAAAGGGGAGGACGGAGAGGAAGAUUACAAGGAAGAAGUUGAAGAGAGGGGAAAGGGGGUAGGGACAGACGCGGAGAGGGAAAGGGGAACCGUGCAAGGGGAAGGGUUGAAGGAAAGGAGGAAUGAGGAUACGGAAGCGAAGGAAGGAAUGAGGAAUGGGGUAGCUUAUAAAGGGGAUGCGGAUGAGCUGAAGGAUGCAGCAGAGGGAGUGGUGGCAGGAGAAGGAAGGGAAGUGAGUUUGGGGAGGCGUGCAAGGGUGAGUGCUGGAGAGAGUGCGAGGGCGAGAGUGGGUGACGGAGUGGAGGAGGAGGGAGUGGGCGAGAGAAAGGGGGAGAGGGGGAAGGGAGGUUGGAUGGCAAAGUGGGGGAGAGAGUGGGGAGCAGAAGAAGGGAGAAGAGAAGGAAGCCGGAAGCUGAAAUGGUGGCAGAGGGGGCGUCUGGCUUGGAGGCAAGGCCUGCAUCUGGCUUGGAGAAACAGGAAAGGGAUGGGGGGAGACGGCUAAGGAGGAAAGGCAGUGGCUUGGUGGUUGGCUCCGAAACG
Messenger RNA from Closterium sp. NIES-67, 4401 nucleotides. The record is from the annotation of a GenBank genome assembly. NCBI's taxonomy places the organism in Eukaryota, Viridiplantae, Streptophyta, Zygnematophyceae, Desmidiales, Closteriaceae.